AUGACUCCAGAGAUCAAGAAUCUCGGCGGCGACAAAGAGAAUCUCCACGGCCACAAGGCCGACGACAGCGGUGGAGCAGCAGCAGCACCAGGAGCCGGCCAUGGGCAUGGGCAUGGCAAGGGCGCCAAGAACAAGCUGUCCCUGGUCCCGCUCAUCUUCCUCAUCUUCUUCGAGGUCGCCGGCGGGCCGUACGGCGCCGAGCCGGCGGUGCAGUCGGCGGGGCCGCUCUACGCGCUGCUCGGCUUCCUCAUCUUCCCCUUCAUCUGGGCCAUCCCGGAGGCCCUGGUCACGGCGGAGCUCUCCACGGCGAUGCCGGGGAACGGCGGCUUCGUGGUGUGGGCCGACCGCGCGUUCGGUCCCGUGUCCGGCUCCCUCAUGGGCACCUGGAAGUACGUGUCGGGGGCCAUCAACGGCGCCGCCUUCCCGGCGCUCUGCGCCGACUACCUGGCCCGCGUCGUGCCCGCCGUGGCCGGCGGCGGCGCCCGGGUGGCCGCCAUCGUCACCUUCAACGUCGCGCUCUCCCUGCUCAACUACACGGGGCUCAGCGUCGUCGGGUGGUCCGCCGUGGCGCUGGGGGUCGCCUCGCUGUCGCCGUUCGUGCUCAUGACCGGCGUCGCGCUGCCCAAGAUCCGGCCGCACAGGUGGGGGGCCACCGCCGGCGACAAGGACUGGAAGCUCUUCUUCAACACCCUCUUCUGGAACCUCAACUACUGGGACAGCGUGAGCACCAUGGCCGGCGAGGUGGAGAACCCCGGCAAGACGUUCCCGACGGCGCUGAUGGCGUCCGUGGGCAUGACGUCCCUCGGGUACCUGCUGCCGCUCAUGGCGGCCACCGGCGCCGUCGACGCGCCGCCGGAGCAGUGGGGGAACGGCUUCUUCGCCGACGCCGCAGGCAUGAUCGCCGGCGACUGGCUCAAGUACUGGAUCGAGGUGGGCGCUGUGCUCUCCUCUAUUGGCCUCUACUCGGCGACGCUAAGCAGUGCGGCCUUCCAGCUGCUUGGAAUGGCGGACCUGGGCCUUCUCCCUCGCGUCUUCGCCCUACGCGCCCCAAUCUUCAGUACUCCAUGGGUCAGCAUCGUGGUCACCAGCCUAAUCACCCUCGGCAUGUCCUUCUUCAGCUUCAACAACAUUGUGACCGCUGUCAAUUUCCUCUACAGCCUUGGCAUGCUCCUCGAGUUUGCCACAUUCAUCUGGCUGCGGAUCAAGCGGCCCGAGAUGUCGCGCCCCUACCGGGUGCCACUGCGACUCCCAGGUAUUGUCGUUCUAUGUCUCGUCCCCUCGGGGUUUCUUGUCUUUGUCAUGGCCAUCGCCGGCUGGAAGGCAUAUGCCAUCAGCGCCAUCUUCACUGCGGCAGGCCUCGGGGUCUAUUACCUCAUGAAGUUCUGUAAGGCAAGGGGGUUCCUCAAGUUUGGCACCGUCGAUGGUGAGGAUUUGAUGUAUGAGCGUCACCAGGAGAGUGCAAAUGUUGGUGUCUGA
Molecule: messenger RNA, 1476 nt
Organism: Triticum turgidum subsp. durum (durum wheat)
Lineage: Eukaryota; Viridiplantae; Streptophyta; Magnoliopsida; Poales; Poaceae
Source: the annotation of a GenBank genome assembly